Molecule: messenger RNA, 3391 nt
Organism: Chiroxiphia lanceolata (lance-tailed manakin)
Lineage: Eukaryota; Metazoa; Chordata; Aves; Passeriformes; Pipridae
Gene: REPS2
Product: RALBP1 associated Eps domain containing 2
Exons: 18
Coding region: 24-1991 (655 amino acids)
Biological process (GO): endocytosis; endosomal transport
Cellular component (GO): cytoplasm; plasma membrane
Molecular function (GO): calcium ion binding; protein binding
Source: RefSeq, a predicted model, not a curated record
GGCUCUGCCUGCGCCGCCCCGCCAUGGAGCAGGGGCCGGCGGGGGGAUCCAGCGCCGCUGCCGCCGCCGCCGCCGCCGCCGCCGCCGCUGCUGCUGCUGCUGCUGCUGCUGGCACCGGGGGUCUGCUCCUGCCCCUGAGCGAGACCGAGCAGCAGCGCUACUCCGAGCUCUUCUCGCGGUGCUGCCCGCCCCCCGAGGCGGCCGCCGGGGGCAGCAGCGUGGGCGAGCUGUUCCGGGCCUCCCAGCUGCCCCCGGACACUCUGCACCAGAUUACAGAAGUUUGUGGAGCUAAGCAUGUGGGUUAUUUUGGUCCUGCUCAAUUUUAUAUUGCUUUGAAGUUAAUUGCAGCAGCACAGUCAGGGUUCCCGGUACGGAUUGAGAGCAUUAAGAAUGAAUUGCCUUUGCCACGAUUUAUGGCGCUGAAAAAUGACACUGAAAUACGUUAUGGGACUCCAGCAGAACUCCAUGGAGUUAAAUUUCAGGUUCCACAUGCAACUUUGGAAAAAAAUUCCUACAAAAGAACAGAUGAAGGGGACAAACAGGAACCCAAGUCUCCUCCAAUGUCUCCAAUCUGCUCACCUCCUGCUUCUCCAUCUACUUACCAGAGAAUACCCCUAAGUUAUGGAUAUGGUAAAGCAAGAAGUGGGCUGGAGCAGCAGCAUGGAGCUCCUUAUGAAGUCAGGCACUCUACUCACCAGCAAGAUGGACCAUCAUCAGGGAAUUAUGGAGCCAAAUCUUCACUCACCUGUUCAACUCCUAAACGGUCUCUUUCAGUGGAGCGGGAGCAGCAGGAUAGCAGCACCCACUACUCAGAUGACCCUUGGAGGAUAACAGAGGAGCAGCGGGAUUACUACAUUAACCAGUUCAGGUCCCUGCAGCCCGACCUGAACGCCUUUAUUUCAGGUUCCGUAGCAAAGAAUUUCUUCACUAAAUCAAAGCUGCCCAUCCCAGAACUUUCUCACAUCUGGGAGCUGAGUGACGUGGAUUGUGACGGGGCGCUGACACUCCCGGAAUUUUGUGCUGCUUUCCACCUUGUAGUUGCGAGGAAGAAUGGUUACCAGCUGCCUGAGACACUGCCGGAGACGCUGCUGCCCGAGUACCUCCAAGCAGCUUCUUUGAAGCCCAUGCUUGACUGUGCCCUGUAUGAUUCUUAUUCUGAGCCAUUGCCAGGCAGUCAGCAGACCCGGGACUUCAGUCGGACCGAGAAGUCAUCAGCUGAAGAGAUAACUGAUAACUCUGCCCUGUUACAAGACGGAAAGAAAGAUGACAAACAAGCUCUUAAAGUAAGCACUACUUUCAAAACUAUACCAAAGGAAUUUCAGCACUUGACUGUGAAAACAGCUGCUCAGGAAUCUAAUGCACUUAAAGCCAGACCACGAUCCAGGUCUUAUUCUAGCACAUCAAUAGAAGAUGCCAUGAAAAAGGGAGAAGAGCCCCCUACUCCACCUCCAAGGCCUCAGAAGUCGCAUUCCAGAGCUUCCUCUUUGGAUCUGAACAAAAUAUUUCAGCAAAAUACACAAGCUGUGAGGUCCGGCUGGCUGCCCCCGCCACCACCUGCACUGCCCCCUCGACCUUCUGUGUCUCAGACAGAGCAACCAUCUGAGGUUGAUUUACAUCCUCAGAUGAAUAGACCCCCAUCUCAGGCAGAAGAAAACAGUUCAGCAAAAAAGGAGGUUGUUCUUGCUCAGCCGCCCUCCAAACCUGCCCGCAGGAAGCUCCGGACAGAGGCACAAGGGCUGGAGACCCCUGAGCUUUCUCCCACUAUAAAUGUGACUUCUUCCCAGCCAGCAGCCAAGGCUCAUCUCCCAGUUCAAAAACAGUCUUCCAAGCAGAAAAGGGCUAUUCAGACUGCCAUACGAAAAAACAAAGAAGCCAACGCUGUGCUCGCCAGGUUGAACAGUGAGCUCCAGCAGCAGCUGAAGGAGGUUCACAAGGAACGAAUUGCCUUGGAAACGCAGCUGGAGCAGCUACGUCCUGUCACCGUCUUGUGACUUCCCGCACCGCUGUGCUGCAGCCGGAGCAGAGCACGUGUCCCGACAGCCUUGCAAGGAGAGGACCUGGGUGUGGCUGAGCAGGGUUUCUGCCAAGGCAGUGGGGAGGACCAGCCUUGGCAGGUCUCCCUUCACCCCACUACACGCGUUUGCCUUUGCAGGUGAGGAAGAGACAGAAAACAAAUACCUGACUGCCAGAUAUUUCUGAGUGGGGUAUGCUUUGCCUUCUUUCUUCCCUCUUCCCAGCCUAAUGUGUAAAAGCAGUUUAUCACUGAAAUGAAUAACCUAAGAGUAUUUUAUUUAUGUAAAGAAUUCCUGAUUUAUAUGCAUUUUGGCAGCACCUCCUGCCCCGCUCAUUAAGAGGUACAGCAUUCCUGAAUUCCUGCUUAAAUUGAAAACUCAUCUGCUGAGGUGUGCUUCUGGAUGUUACUGAUUCCUGUAGGAUUGUAUCAUGGUAGAGUACCCCUGGGUUUAACAUACCAUAGGAAUAAAGCUCACAAGAUGUACAGAAUCCUUAUCCUCAAUCACAUGUCAAAUAAUUAUUUUCUUAGUACUGUUUAUUAUGCAAUCAUGGAUGUAUUUUAAUGUUAGAGAACUUGUAUUUUAGAAGUUCAAGGCAUAUGAGAGAACAGUAAAAAAUACUAAAAUUUAGUUAUUUUGGAAAUUAGGAAAAAAUAUCUUUUUUUGAACUACAGUUGUUUCUUAUCACCAGUGUUUGAUCACUUGCUUGCAACUGCCAGUGUCUGUGCAUUCUUCUGGCGUAUUUGAGAUCACUGGUUUAUAGCUUUUUCCUUCUUUUUUUUUUUUUAAACCAACAGUGUAUUUCUAACAACAGGUUAAAAAUGCAUUCAGGGCAUUUUUAUAGAAGCUAUUCUAUGUGCAUCUGUAUUAGGCUGCUUUGUUGUCUUAACAGCUGCUGAUAUUUUUAAGGAUGUGUACAAGAACUGUAUUUCCAAAAGAAGAAAGAUAGCAAAGUGCUAUGUAUGAGGCUAUAAAAUGUGUGAUGGAAGUAAUUGCCUUUUACAGCAGGCUUUUGUUAAGGUUCCUUUGCACAUCAGUGGAGAUGCUACUGAUAGGAUAAAGCUGCUAAUGCCCAUCUAUUUUCUAAAUGAAGAAGCAAAGAUGAAUUUUUAACCUGCGUUUGAUCCAGGGCCAACUGAAUCCCGUGGGGAUUUUUCCAUGGAUGCACUGGUCAGUGGCUUUGGUCUCAGUUCUUGCAAUGGAAGCUGGCUAACUAAUAUUGCUGUAUUUUUUUCAGGCAAUACUCUUAGAUUGCAUGAGUUCAGACAUAAUAAUAUCAGCCCUGCUCCCACCAUGGGUAUGAUGUGCUUCGCUGCAAGGGAAUGUCACCUACCUGUUAUCCACCUUAAACAUGCACAUGUUUCAUAUCCUGUUGCUCA